Messenger RNA from Diabrotica virgifera virgifera (western corn rootworm), 891 nucleotides. RefSeq lists its product as uncharacterized. The coding region runs from base 20 to 463 and encodes 147 amino acids. The record is from RefSeq and is a predicted model, not a curated record. The transcript has 2 exons. NCBI's taxonomy places the organism in Eukaryota, Metazoa, Arthropoda, Insecta, Coleoptera, Chrysomelidae.
UACCAAGUAAAAAUUAAAAAUGAGCUGCAAAAGGAAGUUGUCUGAUGAAUGUUCAUCACAGGGACCUUCAACAAAAAUGCCUAGAAAUGAUGUAGGAACCCUUUUUUAUCCAGACUACCUAGAAAAGCUCAUUACAGAAACAAAUUUAUUAAGAUUUGAACAAGAACUCAAAAUCAAAAAGAGCAGAGUAAAAAUAAUGGAACUACGCAUUAUUUCGUCAGUUGUUAAACUGGAGAAAAAGUAUUUCAAUGAUAAGAUUGCACAGAAAGGUCAAAAGUUGUUGAAUCCAGUGAAAAACCUUCUUCCCAAAUUUCUUCAUAUCACUAUUGAGGAGAACCAUAAACAAAGAUUGAUUCACAGGGUUUCCGGAGAUGAAUGGGCUGAAGUUAAAUAUUUGGCUACUAAAAGUGUUAUACAAAAGCUGAUGAAAAUCAAUGAAGAGAAAAAUAAAACACUAGAAUGAAGUAUGGAAUAUCUAGAUUUUGAUGUUAACUGAAUGUAACUGCAAAGAAAUAAUCUACUUAUUAUGGGGAGCUAUCUGCUUUGUCGAUAAGUGUUAAAAUAAAAAAAAGUUUAUUAGUAAAAUGUUUAAAGUUAAGUUACUACUUUUAAGAGGAUAAUUUAGAAUGUGUAUUUUUUAUACUAUAUGAUUUUCUUUUAGUUGUUUGUUAUCAGGUGAUAAUAGUAAUGUUUCAACUGACAAUCUUUAAAUUCUUAUGAUUUAACUUUGUACCAUGUACUUAGUAUGUAUGUAGGUACUGUUCUUAUAAUUAUUAUAAGCUGGUAAAAAAAUAUGUAAAUAUUAUAUCUGUAGCAUUAACUAGCAUCAAAAUAAUUUACAUUAUACAACAAAAAAAGCGCAAUAAAAAAUUUAGAUUAUUUUUCAUUUUU